Molecule: messenger RNA, 2245 nt
Organism: Magnolia sinica
Lineage: Eukaryota; Viridiplantae; Streptophyta; Magnoliopsida; Magnoliales; Magnoliaceae
Product: heat stress transcription factor A-1
Exons: 2
Coding region: 247-1773 (508 amino acids)
Biological process (GO): regulation of transcription by RNA polymerase II
Cellular component (GO): nucleus
Molecular function (GO): RNA polymerase II cis-regulatory region sequence-specific DNA binding; DNA-binding transcription factor activity
Source: RefSeq, a predicted model, not a curated record
AAAGAAAUAAAAUGCACUCGGAGACCGUACGACCUUCCCCGCAAUCUGGGGUUUUUUAUUUACUCCUCGCCCUUCCGCCAUUAAAGAACUAUAUUCCCUAAAUUGCCCUUUUUUCAUCCAAUGAAUCCCUCUUCUAAACCCUAAUUCCAAGAUUCCCGUUCCAUCUCGAAAUUUGGUUUCUCUUUCUUUGAUGUUCCUCCCCGCUAUCGAAUCGAUGUCGACCGUCUGAUCUCCGUGUGGCCGGAUAUGGACGGAACUCAUGGCAACAGCAGUAACAUCCCGAACGCGAACGCCCCCCCGCCGUUCCUUAGCAAGACAUAUGACAUGGUGGACGAUCCGUCGACGGACGCGAUCGUCUCCUGGAGCGCCGGGAACAAUAGCUUCGUCGUGUGGGACCCGCCGGAGUUCCAGAAGGUUCUUCUGCCCAAAUACUUCAAGCACAAUAACUUCUCCAGCUUCGUCAGGCAAUUGAAUACAUACGGUUUCAGGAAGGUUGAUCCAGAUCGCUGGGAAUUUGCAAACGAGGGCUUUCUAAGAGGUCAGAAGCAUUUGUUGAAGACUAUAAGCAGGCGAAAACCCAGUCAUGUACAUAGCCAACCGCAACAACCCCAAGGACAAAAUGCCUCAGUUGGGGCAUGUGUUGAGGUGGGGAAAUUUGGGCUUGAGGAAGAAGUUGAAAGGCUUAAAAGAGACAAAAACGUUCUUAUGCAAGAACUAGUCCGGUUGAGGCAGCAGCAACAGACUACAGAUCACCAGUUGCAGACCUUAGUGCAGCGCCUCCAGGGGAUGGAGCAGCGGCAGCAGCAGAUGAUGUCUUUCUUGGCAAAGGCCAUGCAGAGUCCUGGGUUUUUGGCGCAGCUGGUGCAGCAGAAUGAUAGCAACAGGCGCAUUGCUGGAGUGAACAAAAAGCGGAGACUCCCAAAACAGGAAGAUGGCUCUGAAGGCGAAGAAAACGCUUCUGCUCCAGACGGGCAGAUUAUUAAAUACCAGCCUCUAAUGAACGAAGCAGCAAAAGCCAUGCUCAUGCAAAUACUGAAGACCAGCGCAUCUCCAAGGCGCGAAACCUCAAAUAAUUCCGACAGUUUUUUGAUCAAUAAUGUUCCCUCACAAUCCGAGUCCCUGGGCAAUGGAGGCUCUUCAAGUCGGAUCUCAGGAGUAACACUUGCAGAGGUACCACCACCUUCGGGGAUUCCAUAUUUGCCCAGCACCUCAGGAUUUCCCAGCAUUCGCCCAUCUGCUGCUAUAUCCGAGAUCCAAUCUUCCUCCAACGUAUCAGAAAUGGUGACAACAGCCCCCAUGCCAGAUAUGUGUGUUCUAUCUGGAGUGCAAGAAUCCAUUGCCCCACCAUCAACAGAUAUUGGUAUUCCUGACUUCCCUGACAUGCAGGGAAUUGUAGUGGAAAGCAGCAUGGUUGAUAUGCCGAGUGAGGGAUUCAUUGUGCCUGAUGCAGCGAGCAGUUUCAUUGAUCCUAUGUCUGUGGGAGUGGAUGGGACAAUGCCCAUAGAAGGUGAAAUUUUUUCUGGUGAUGCCAACAUCGAUAGCUUAUUCGAUGAGGUCCCUAGGCUUCCUGGCAUAAAUGAUUCUUUCUGGGAACAAUUCCUUUCUGUGAGCCCACUUUCAGGCGACACAGAGGAGCUUGAGUUGGGCACGCAAGAAGCGAAUGUGAAAGAAGCAGACAUGCAAGAAGGAAAGGAAAAGGGAUGGGAAAAAGCUCAGAACAUGGAUCAUCUCACAGAACAGAUGGGGCUUCUUACAUCAGAUAGCAAAGGCUAACAAUGUAUCAAAUGUGUAUCUUUUGGUUUCGCUUACUCGAGGCAAUCAAAAUACUCUGCUAUAGUUUUCUUCUCACUAGAGUGCUGUAUGACAACUAGCAGUUGGAAGGCAAUCUUCCGCACCGUAUCUUACACUUGCACAUGUGGAGAUCCUCACACGAGCCUAAAUUUUUUCCAGCUGAAGCACAAGGGAGGCAGCAUGAGUAUCUGUUAGAACCCUUAUAUGGCGUAAGGCAUUCCCUUUGCAUUUCAUGCUUUGUUUAGAGCAGCUUUUGUUUCUAGAGGAAGGUUUAAAGAUUGGUCGUAUCAUAUCGUCCAUGAGUGAUGCCUGAUAUGUAUCAGACAAUACACCUAAGUUUUGCACAGUAGUAGUUGAAGACCCCACGAAAUGCAAGGCAAAAUAUAUUGUUGGUUUCAGGCAAUACUUCAAACUGAAUCUGAUACAUAUGGGCUCAUGAAGUUGUUUGCACCCA